GUGGUAAUUUUCAGAGAGACAGCCGCGUGAGAGUCUGCAAGUCGUCUAACCAGUUUUUGUAGGGGUGGCAGAAAGAGCACUUCCUCUUUCCUUGGGAGUGUGAUCUGAAUUCCUUCGCUGUUAUGUCUGUUCUCUCAGUCUGCCUUCCUAAGAUCCUAGCCGUUAGAUGAACUGGCUGUGCCAUUUCCAGUUGGAAUACCCUUGCUGGAGAAGUUGGAGAAGUUGACCAUGUCAGAAUGUUACCUGUAUUUAGCCCUGUUGGGACUCAGCAGCAUUGGGAAACAAGUGCUAACACUGGGUGAGGAUGCUUACCAAAUCUCCAGACAUUCCACAUAUGAAAUUGUAAUUCCUCAAAAACUGAUGAACAAGGAAAAGCGCGGGACACAUUUUCAUGAGGAACACUUAGAUAAUCAGUUGUCUUAUUUGAUUCAAACUGGAAACGGCACACACAUUCUGCAACUGAAGAAAAAUGUAAACCUUAUUGGUGAACAGUUCAUAAUGUAUACCUACAGCAAAGAUGGUAAAUUGGAGAGCACUCCCUUUGAAACUAAGGACCAUUGUUAUUAUCUUGGAGUAGUUGAAGGAAUUAAGGACUCUUGGCUUGCUCUCAGUACCUGUGAUGGCCUUAGGGGAAUCCUCCAUAUUGGUGGGAAACAAUAUGGCUUGGAACCAGUCAGUGAAUCUGAUCGAUUUGAACACUUCUUCUUUAUAUUAGAAAAUUCUCACCAACGGCCCUUUUUAUGUGGUGUGACAAAUGAGGAUUGGCACCAUGAACAGAGCAUGGAGAACUUUUUCAAAUACACAAAAGCAUCACAUGGCACUUCUAGUGCAGAGAUACGUCUAAGGAGAAGAAGAGCUGUGCUACCAGAAAAAAGAUAUGUGGAACUGUAUAUUGUUGUUGAUAAUAACAAGUAUUUGAUGGAAAAAUCUGAUGCUGGAGCUGUACAAAAAGAAGUGGUUGAACUGACAAAUUACGUGGAUGGGAUGUUCAGUCCCUUAAACAUACAAGUUGUCCUAAUAGGGGUGGAAAUAUGGACAAAUGGAAACCCAAUAGAUGUGACUACUGGACCAGAUGGAGAUGUACUGAGGAGAUUCGUCGAUUGGAGACAGAAUGUUCUUCCAAAGAGACCAAGAAAUGAUGUCAGCCACCUCCUUAUAGGCAGAGGACCAUUUGAUAGCACAGUUGGAAUGGCUUUUGUUGGGACAGUCUGCAGUCCAGCUCUUGGAGGGUCAUUCAGCACUUUUCAGCAUAGCACAGCACUAAGUCAUGCUACAAUUGUUGCACAUGAGCUGGGACAUAAUCUGGGAAUGAAUCAUGAUGAUAAAAGAUGUCCAGGUGUCUACAUUAUGUACAGUUCAGACAAUGGAUCCAAGAACUUCAGCAGCUGCAGUGCCAAUGAUUUUGAGCAGCUUAUCUUGAAUGGUGGAGGGACUUGUCUUAGAAAUGCUCCCAGACCAAAUGAUAUUUUCACAGAACCUGUCUGUGGCAAUAACGUUGUGGACAGAAAUGAAGAAUGUGACUGUGGCACUCCAAAAGAGUGUUCCAACCCUUGCUGUGAUGCAGCCACUUGCAAACUGAAAGCUGGAUCAGAGUGUGCGGAGGGAUUGUGCUGUGAAAAGUGUCAGUUCAAAGUAGCAGGAAGUGAGUGCAGGCCAAAAAGGAAUACCUGUGAUCUCCCUGAAUAUUGCAAUGGAACGUAUCAUGACUGCCCAGAAGAUGUGUAUAUCAUGGAUGGCUAUCCCUGUAACAAUAUGAAAGAUUAUUGCUAUGGUGGAGUUUGUCAGAAUUAUGAUUCUCAGUGUGAAUCCCUCUUUGGAAAAGGAGCAAAAAAAGGACCAAAUGUUUGUUUUGAAAUUGCAAAUAGCAAGGGAGACAGAUUUGGCAACUGUGGAAUGUCUGGAGGAAAUUUUGUUAAAUGCACCCAAGCCAAUAGUCUCUGUGGCAAACUACACUGCACAUCUGUCAGUCAACAGAAUCUUCCUUCUCAAAUAUACAUGCAAAAUCUGGGUGGCAUUUCCUGUGUGACUACAGAUUUUGACCUUGGGUCAGAUGUUCCUGAUCCAGCUCUGGUUCACAGAGGCACUGCAUGUGCAGAAGGAAAGGCCUGUGUUGACUCCAAAUGUGUGAAUGCAAGUCUUCUUGGUUACAACUGUGAUGUAAAGACAAAAUGUAAUGACCGAGCAGUAAGUAUGAAAAUGAUGAAACUUGUCCAGUGA
Molecule: messenger RNA, 2217 nt
Organism: Sceloporus undulatus (fence lizard)
Lineage: Eukaryota; Metazoa; Chordata; Lepidosauria; Squamata; Phrynosomatidae
Product: disintegrin and metalloproteinase domain-containing protein 9-like
Exons: 17
Coding region: 229-2217 (662 amino acids)
Biological process (GO): proteolysis
Cellular component (GO): plasma membrane
Molecular function (GO): metalloendopeptidase activity
Source: RefSeq, a predicted model, not a curated record